GGGGCGGGGAGGUGCCUCUCGCCACCUUGCAGCCCGGCGUUUGUUCGCUCGCGGCUUUCCGCGUCUGUGGCCGUUGGUCCCAGCGGGGCGGUGGCGGCGCGUCCAUGCGCAGCUCUUGGCGCUGCUGCCGUCUCGGUGCCCGCGGGGCGGGAGCUCGGCAGCCGCCUGGCCGGGGCGGCUGCCGGAGAUGCAGAGCACCGCAAGCUACCUCUGGAGCACUGAGGACCUCCUGGGCCAGGGUGCCACGGCCUGUGUCUACAAAGCUCGGAACAAGAAAUCAGGGGAGCUGGUUGCUGUGAAAGUCUUUAACAAUGCCAGCUACCUCCGGCCCCAAGAGGUCCAGAUGAGAGAGUUUGAAAUGCUGAGAAAGCUGAAUCAUAAAAACAUUGUCAAGCUAUUUGCUGUGGAGGAGACGGGCAGCAGCAAGCAGAAGGUGCUGGUGAUGGAGUACUGCUCAAGCGGCAGCUUGCUCAACAUGCUGGAGGACCCAGCAAACGCUUUUGGCUUGGCUGAGUCUGAGUUCCUCAUCGUGCUUCAGUGUGUGGUGUCAGGGAUGAACCACCUCCGUGAGAAUGGCAUCGUCCACAGAGACAUCAAACCUGGCAACAUCAUGCGGCUGAUGGGGGAAGAUGGGCAGAGCAUCUACAAACUGACAGAUUUUGGGGCUGCCCGAGAGCUGGAUGAUGAUGAAAAGUUUGUGUCUGUCUACGGGACAGAGGAAUAUCUUCACCCGGAUGUGUACGAGCGCGCGGUGCUGCGCAAGCCGCCGCAGAAGGCGUUCGGCGUCACUGUCGACCUCUGGAGCAUUGGCGUCACCUUCUACCACGCAGCCACAGGCAGCCUCCCCUUCGUCCCCUUUGGAGGACCUCGCAGGAACAAGGAGAUCAUGUAUAAAAUUACCACCGAGAAGCCUCCCGGAGCCAUCGCAGGGGUCCAGAGGCAGGAGAACGGGAGCAUCGAGUGGAGCUAUGAGCUGCCACUCACCUGCCAGCUCUCUGAAGGGCUGAAGGACCAGCUGAUACCCAUUUUGGCCAACAUCCUGGAGACAGAUCAGGAGAAGUGCUGGGGCUUCGACCAGUUUUUUGCAGAGACCAAUGACAUUUUGCACAGGAUCGUGGUCGACAUCUUCUCCCUGAAGCAGGCGUCCUCGCACCGCAUCUACAUCCACUCCUACAACACUACCACCAAGUUUUUAGAUGCUGUCUUCAAACAGACAAACAUUGUCCCUCACCAUCAAGAGUAUUUUUUUGAAGGUCAUCUGUAUGAGUUGGAUCCUAAUCUACAAGCUCAUAAUUUCUGCAAAACCACAGGGCACAAUCCUCUGAUCUUGCUGAGCACUGCUGAGCAACCAGAAGAGGUGGUGGGAGUGAGAUACAGAGACCCAUCGCUCGAGUUUCCCAGGCUUGCCCCCAAGGUGGACGUGGUGGCCGACUGCAGCGCAGCCAAGAGCGCGGUGGGGGCCGCACACCAGACGCUGCGCCUGGCCCGGGCCCUGCGGCGCUGCCGGGAGCUGCUGGCCAGGGGGCUGCACUGGGUCAUUGGGAACCUGAAAACAGAGUGCUUGAGGAUCUUGGAGCAGAGGAGAGGGGCUGUUUCAGUGCUGACCUGCCUGCAGCUCACUGAGGUGAAGACCCAAGUGCUGCAUGAGGCUGUUCCUGCAGCCGGCACAGGGCCAGCGCUCAAGGACGUGGCCACGGUGAAGAUGCGGCUGCAGAGGGUCGCUGAGGAGCUCUCUCAGUGCUCCCACAACAUCUUUGACUUUCAAGGGGCUCUGGAUGGCAUUUUAUCUGAACUGGUGAAGCACAGGCAGCAAGUGCAUGAAGACAAAAGCAUCCAGCAGAUUGAGUGCUGCCUGGAGAAGAUGCAGCUGAUCUACAGACAGUUCAAGAAGGCCAGGACGUGUCUGCGGCUCAGCUACAAUGAGAAACAAAUACACAAGCUAGAUAAGGUGAAUUUAGGGCACCUGGCCAGGAAGGUUCUGCUGAUUUUCCAGGAUGACUGUGUCCAGUGGUACCAGGAGGCCGUGUUCUUCCAUAGCAGCAGGAUGAGGAAAGUUUGUGAGAUAAAAAAGCAUCUGAAGAGGCUCAGCAACCGCAUCAGUGCCUGCAGCGUGGAGACGAUGGAGUGCCAGGACUGUCUGCAGGAGGCUCUGGACUGCUUUCUCCAGAUAGAGAAGUGGAGUUCAGCCCCGGACCCUCCCACACAGGCACCUGCCCCGCUGAGCCAGGCGCGCCAGGAGAUGGCUCUGCGGAUGCAGGAGCUCCUGGAGCAGAUGAGGUCAGUAACUUGUGAUCUUCUCUUCAACAACAGCAUCAUCGAGCGGUUAAGUGGGGUUGCCCCUGCUCCUGGUAUUUGAGACAUGGUGAAUCUGCAGCUGCUGAAGCAAACUGCUCUCCACAGCAGGGAACACUGACAGCACUUUGGGUCCAGAGCAACGGAGGCGAUUGACAAGCGUGUUGAGCAACAAUCUGUGUCCUACCUCUCCGCUCCAGCACUUUUGCACAGUUCACCAGCAUUAGCUGUGAGUGGCUUGCAAGCCUUGAGAGUUUGACUAGAAAAAUGGGUUUGAGUGAUUUGGGUUUGUUUUUUUUCCUUUAAAAAAAAAGUACUUGAAAGACUUCAUGUUUUUCCAGUCUCUCUGUAUCACCAUGAUGGAUGGUGAGGAAGAGGCUGGACAGAUAAAUUACCUUUUGCCCUCUUACUUGUUUAGGGAUUACUCCCAUUUUUAACAUACUUCUGUUCUCUGGGGCUUCCUGGAGUGGGGCAGGAGCACAGGGCAGGAGGGAAGCUGUACCUGAGGGAUGAGAGACCAGAUCCAGGAUGGCUCCAGGGCUCAGCCUGCAAGGUGACAGCAGGGGGAAAGUAGGAGCUGCAGCUUCUGCCCAUGGGUACUGCAGCCUCUCCUCCUGCUACACCUCCCAGGGACUGGUUGUGCAUCUGGAAGGAGAGGUUGGGCUAUCCUCUGGGCAGGCAAAGGUGUCUGACUCAAUAGAUGCUCAGGGUGCGUGUCUGGACUGGUCCCUCUGUAGAAGACGAAACACCUGAUUCUGCCCUUCACCUUUCCCCUAGUUCCCUCAUCAGCCUCUUUUCUGGAGGUGACACACAUUAGCUAAACCAAAAACCCUCAGCUUGGGCGUACCGUGGCCAUUCUGGUUGCCUGGGGUGGUCCCCAGCCCCUUAGAGCAAGGAGUCUCGUCACUUGCCUGUGCCUGGAGGCAGAGCUGAAGCAGGGACAGGACAAGGGCUGUCAGCAUGGCUGCUCCUGGGAUCAGGAGCAAGCAUUUCUAACCCCUGCAGGGGGACAUGAGCCAAAAUAGGGCAUCCUUGGAGCUGAAAAUCUUCCUGCAGUGCUGCUCCAAGUCUCAGCAAAGGAGCAAAAUGAGGCAGGAGUGGUGGCUGCAGGGCUGCACCCGCUUCGCUGUCGUGUAGGAACAGGCCAGGAGCUGCUCCCGCCCAGGAAACCUUCCCGGGCGCAAUUUGGCACCAAACCUUCCCAGUCGUUUGCAUUGUAAAAACCAACAUCCUGACUGUCAAACCCAACUCCUUACUGUAGAAGAGGUGGAACUAAGCCAUCAAAUUAAAAGCUUUUCUCCCACCAGUCAUUUUCUAGGACUCUUCUAGUUUUAUAACGAUCAUUACUUUGAAUCCAGCUGGAAUUCACUGCCAUCCCCUGUAGGAACAGGGCAGGGAGCCCAGGCAGAGGCUGCUGCCACACUUCCUGGGGUUCAGUGGAGCUGUGCUGAUUCGUGCCUGCUGAGUGUACAACCUGGAACGUGUUUGGCUUCAACAAAAAGGGAUUUAUUUCUUGGCAUAAAGAAAAAAGAGGUUUUGCUAAUAGCCUUUGUCAUGCUCAAACUGCCACAACACAGCAGCUGCACAGGGGACUCCCAGAAUCCAAAUGAAAGAGGAAUUUUCCUGUCAAUGUUAAUUAAGGGUUUUUUUCCCCGAAUAUUUUCACCCUGGGCCUAAAAGAUCUUCAUGUGCUGUCAGAUCUGAAUACCUACAGAGGCAGGUGAGAAAGAUAAUGACCCUGCUACAUCUUCUGUGCAGGUGGGAGCCAAAGCUUCCUGUGCUGACAAGUGAUUCUGCAUUUAUCUGUGCUGGAAGCUGAGGUCUGCAGCGUGGGCAGCCCUGGCACAGCCUCCAGCCCGUGACCUGUGGACACAGGGUCCUCUGGCCUUGGGGAGGACU
Molecule: messenger RNA, 4191 nt
Organism: Colius striatus (speckled mousebird)
Lineage: Eukaryota; Metazoa; Chordata; Aves; Coliiformes; Coliidae
Gene: IKBKE
Product: inhibitor of nuclear factor kappa B kinase subunit epsilon
Exons: 21
Coding region: 188-2356 (722 amino acids)
Biological process (GO): peptidyl-serine phosphorylation
Cellular component (GO): cytoplasm
Molecular function (GO): protein serine/threonine kinase activity; ATP binding
Source: RefSeq, a predicted model, not a curated record